Messenger RNA from Notodromas monacha, 1188 nucleotides. Lineage: Eukaryota; Metazoa; Arthropoda; Ostracoda; Podocopida; Cyprididae. The record is from the annotation of a GenBank genome assembly.
AUGAUGCCCACGAAACAUCCAUUGACGUUCAGCGUGAUUGCGGAGUGUGCAAGGACAAAGGCCAGAACAGCGAUCUUGACGCUUCCGCAUGCUACUUUAGAAACCCCGGUGUUUAUGCCUGUCGGAACAAAGGGAACCAUGAAAGGAUUAUUGCCGGAACAGUUGGAGGAUCUCAAUUGCAGAAUGAUGCUCAGCAACACGUAUCACUUGGGCACGAAUCCCGGACCAGAUCUGCUGGAUAAAGCGAAGGGUCUGCAUUCUUUCAUGCAUUGGAGAAAUGGCUUGCUAACCGAUUCCGGUGGAUUCCAAAUGGUAUCUUUGUUGAAGUUAGCUCGAAUAACCGAGGAAGGAGUUACGUUCAAAUCUCCAUAUGACGAUUCCGAAUGUCUUCUGACUCCCGAAAGGUCGAUAGAAAUACAGAACUCGAUCGGUGCAGAUAUCAUCAUGCAAUUAGAUGAUGUGGUUUCUUCAACUCUGCAAGACCGUAACAGGGUUGAAGAAGCUAUGCACAGGCCAGUUACAUUGACAAUACGUUGGCUGGACCGGUGCUUGAAAGCCCACAAGAAGCCGGAAAAACAGUGCAUUUUUCCGAUAGUUCAAGGAGGACUUUUCUCUGAUUUGCGUGAGGAGUGUGCCAAAUCAUUGUUGCUACGCGAUGUAGCGGGAUAUGCGAUCGGCGGUUUGAGCGGAGGCGAAGAAAAAGCGGAUUUCUGGAGAAUGGUUACACUGUCGACGGGCAUUCUGCCCCGUGAUAAACCCCGCUAUUUGAUGGGGGUCGGCGUUGCUGCUGAUCUUGUUGUAUGUGUGGCUUUGGGUGUCGAUAUGUUCGACUGCGUCUUCCCCACGCGAACUGCGCGAUUUGGUUCAGCACUCGUCGACUCCGGCAACCUUUACUUGAAGCAUAAAAGGUUCGCAAAGGACUUCUCCCCUAUCGACCCUGAGUGUGAAUGCUCAACGUGUAAGCGGCAUACGAGAGCCUUUCUGCAUUCCGUCGUCACAGUGGAGGCGUCAGCGUGUCAUCUCCUCAGUGUGCACAACAUUGCCUACCAAGUUAGUUUUUCACAAUUUUUUAUGUCGUGCUGGGAGGUCCGUUUCUUCCUCAGCUUACAGCGUGGCAGUUUGAAAAAUAAUGCCGGAAGCAGUUCGUAUGCUUCUAUAACCUGUUAUGUGGUGAAGGGGAGACAUUGA